Messenger RNA from Acipenser ruthenus (sterlet), 6323 nucleotides. RefSeq names its product cyclin-dependent kinase 5 activator 1. Gene Ontology annotation, biological process: brain development; positive regulation of cyclin-dependent protein serine/threonine kinase activity; activation of protein kinase activity. Gene Ontology annotation, cellular component: protein kinase 5 complex; cytoplasm. The record is from RefSeq and is a predicted model, not a curated record. The transcript has a single exon. The coding region runs from base 1557 to 2471 and encodes 304 amino acids. Lineage: Eukaryota; Metazoa; Chordata; Actinopteri; Acipenseriformes; Acipenseridae. Gene Ontology annotation, molecular function: protein kinase binding; cyclin-dependent protein serine/threonine kinase activator activity.
GUCAAGGAGGAGCCUGCAUGCUUGAGAAGGAGAGGAUCAGUCUCUGAUUAGCCGCUGCGGGUGAUGGUACUGAAAAGAAAUGAGCAGCGCUGGAUUUGCAGAUCUAAUCACUGAGAUAGAGAUAGAGAGAGAAAGAGAGAGUUAGAUCGCCCUAAUUUCUCCUCAGGUCCAGCACAUCAGAUGGAGCUCCUGUUGACAACUGAGACGCGCGCGAUCGCAGUCUACAGGCACCAUUACCGGCAUACAGAGAUAGGCAGCUAGACGAGUGUGCGCAAACCUUCUAAAAACAAAACGACAUUUCGUGCACAUAUCUUUUAUUUUAUUUGAUCUUGGAUUACAGAACUUUUUUUUUAAUGUAUAUAUAUUUUUGUCUGAUCACUAUAUCAUCUUAUCAUCCGAGUUCUUGUUUUUGAAAGAAAAGAAAAAAAACCUACAUCCGACUCACUAAUCUAAUAUUUUCUGAUACACGAAGUGGACUAGAAGAUUUAUUAGAAAACAAGUAAAGGAAAUCGACACCAGAAAAACAGCGAAACAGAGAGACUUAAAAAGGAGGCGGUUCGACUAUCGUUUUUUGAGAAUUCAAGUGGACACGUUAAGCAUCCGUUUGUUGGAUAUUUUGUUUUCUGCUCCCGUUGAUAGAGCAAUAAUCAUAACUGCAUUUUUGGGGGGAAUGUCAUUGUUAAACCACGUUGGACAGAGUGAGUGAAAAUCGGCUGCAGGGAUAUUGGCGCAGUUGGCAGCAGACCGGGCAAAUCAGUGGUCGAAUCACUCACACCUGUUUGGUGUUAUAACACCGUCAAGCUCCCCAUUCAUCUUAUUAUCUACCUGGCUGCUUAUCACAGAUAUCACUUUUUAUGGCGUGAGGGUUUAUUUUUCAAAAACGAACAACGACAGCCCGAAGUACUACUUGACAAAUGCAAGAACAGAGACUGAACAUUCCUAAGCCGGGUUUCUGCAAUAACAGGUUCGUUUGUUGCUCAUAAGUAACAGAACUAGUACCGGGGGAAAUCCUAUUUGUGUUUUUCUUUUGAGAAGUGAAUGUGUGUUUUAAUUAGACCCAACAACAACAACGCAAUACUAUAGCGCACCCCGUGUCUGGCAAGCAAUUUGUUUUCUGCAUCAGCAGCGGAACCCUUUUUUUGUAGCAAGGGGCCAGAGGGAAAUUGAUGUCAGUUAUCAUCUAUUAAUCGCUUAUCGUACAACUGCUUCCACUUAUUGUUACACACAUUAGUAUGUACAUAAAUACAGCUAAUAACAAUAAUCACAAUUUAUAGAGAAAUCAGCUUCGGCGCCCUCAUUAUUACAAGCACUGCGGACUGCAACGGCACUCCCUGGAUGGAAACGGAGGACAGGCACAGAGUACUUGAGUAAAUAAAAAGAAGGUGGCUGUACCGCUUAGAGAAACAACUCUUGUUGCUUUACGCUUCGGUUAUUAAUUCCAGCUGCAGCCGCCUUGUUCUCGCUUGUAUGUUUCAACUUAAUUGAGAAACCACUCGCUUCCCUUUUUCCAUAAAGCAAUCCAAAAGGAAAUAACAUAAAAAUAUAUAUAUUUAAAAAUGGGCACCGUCUUAUCUCUUUCCCCUAGCUCAAGAAAGGCCAGUUACUAUGACGACGGCUCAGGGUCUCUUAGCCAUCACCCGAGCCUCCAAAGCAGCAAGUCCUUAGGCGGCCAGAAAGACAGAAACAUAAAGCGACACUCGAUGUUCAUCCCGGCCCUGACCUGGAAACGGUUAGUGGCCUCAACCAAGAAAAGGGGCUCCAAAAAAGGCAAUGGCACCCUCAACAACAACAACAACUACCAGAAGGAUGUGGCUCACCUGAAUGACGAGAACGUUAAGAAGUCAGUGUCCUGUGCCAACCUUUCCAGCUAUGAGGAGCAGGCCCUUGCGCCGCUUCAGGGGACAAAUGGGAAGAUCCCGUCUGUCAAGAACGUCACCUCUAGCACUAACUACCCCUCAGACGGCUCCCCCAAGCGUGUGAUAGUCCAGGCCUCCACCAGCGAGCUGCUCAAGUGCCUGGGUGAGUUCCUGUGCCGGCGGUGCUACCGGCUCAAGCACCUGUCUCCUACUGAUCCCAUCCUGUGGCUGCGCAGCGUGGACCGCUCACUUCUGCUGCAAGGCUGGCAGGACCAGGCCUUCGUAACGCCUGCCAACGUGGUAUUCGUGUACCUGCUGUGCCGUGACGUCAUCGAUGGGGACCUGGUAGCCACGGAGCAUGACCUGCAGGCCACGCUGCUCACCUGCCUGUACCUGUCCUACUCCUACAUGGGCAAUGAGAUCUCCUACCCUCUCAAGCCCUUCUUGGUGGAAUCCGGCAAGGAGGCCUUCUGGGACCGCUGCCUGCGUAUCAUCAACACGAUGAGUGCCAAGAUGCUCCGCAUCAAUGCAGACCCCCACUUCUUCACACAGGUCUUCGCUGACCUCAAGAACGAGGGCAGCCACGAGGACUUCAGUCACACCCUGGACCGAUGAACCCCUUCACUCUACCACCACCUCGCUGACCCCCCACAACCUCCCUUUAGGCCCGCCCAGGUCUGGCCUGGGCACUCUCUGGAUUUCUCAUCAGGUUGGGCUGCUGCUGGAACUUUGCUUUCAGUAGCUGGAGCUGAUCAGUACACUUGACAUGUUGCCAGUUAAUAGCCCACGGUAGUGUUGGAAUGCUGAUCAAACAUUUCUUUGGCACAUACAUUUUGUUAAAUGUCUUUAUAUUUAAUUUAAAUAUGAAUAAUCUUUUUUUUAAUUUAAAUUUGUUAAUGUUAUUACUGUUUAUUUUUAAUUUAUGUUAUAUGGUGCAUAUGAAGCUACAUCACUUUACUAAAGUAGGUCAGAAUUCACCAGGUUCAACUAAAAAAUAGCUCAAUUAGACAACACCCUUAACCCCCUCUCAACUACACACAAUUAGUUUUCAACUUCAAGCACUCAGCAUUGUCUACAAUGUGGCUUCCCUUCCCUCCCUUCUGUCCCCCCACACCCACUAUUUAAAUGGCCAAGUUAUACCUGAAUUGGAGACUAGCUGGGUCUUGUAGCACUUUUACUGUCGCUGGGCCCAUGCAAAUCUUCUCUCUCUUACAGUGGCUUGUUAGGGUUCAGAGAUUUAAAAAAGGGACAGCUUUUCUGUGGGGGUUUGGUGCCUCUGAAGCGGAGCCUGUAGCCUCUCUGAAUGUGUGCAUGUGUAUUGAAUGUUGGUGUAAGUAUAUGGGAGAGUGUGUUCUUUGAUUGAGCUUUUCAGCAUUCAAAUGUGUACUUGCAUGUUAAGUUACAUGUUCUGUAUAGAUGUGGUAAUGUUGUAUUUAUUGUAUUUAUUGUGUAACUGUACAUAUUUAUUUGUGUGUGCAUUUACUACUAUGUACACUACAGUGUUUGUGUGUGUGUGUAUAUAGAUCUAUCUAUCUAUCUAUCUAUAUCUAUAUAUAUAUAUAUAUAUAUAUAUAUAUAAUCUAGAUACAUAUAUAUAUAUAUAUAUAUGAAUAUACUGCAUGUAUACUGUGUUCAUAUAUUUUGUGCAUACAGUACAUGCCAUAUUAUACUAUAUGUGUGUGUGAGUGAAUGAAUGCAGAAUAUAUGUUGUCCCUUUAUGUCAGUAGCACUCAUUUCAUUCUCAACAUAUUUUCACUUGGGAACCAAUAGUGUUAAUACUUUAGAUUAAAACAGGUGAUUCACUUUCCAGUAUUUAAUUUCUAAAAUGCCUUUUGGCAUGAAGAUGAUGAUGUGUGUGUGUGUGUGUGUUUGUGAGAGAGAGAUAGAAAUGCAUCUGAACUGCUACCAUAACAUAGAUAUGUGCUUUAUAGAGAGAGAGAAGGGCAUGUAUAGAGUGCUGUGAAUUGCAUGUCCUGCUGAUUACAGCACUUUACAUGCUGUUUCAGAGAGAAGACUAAAGGAUGUCAAAUGAUCCUUUAAUAAUAAUGAUAUGAACACUACUUUACCUGUUUCUAAUUAAAAUGUGUUCAGUCAUCUCUUCCCUGUCCCCCACUCGCCACCCCACCCAUCUUUAUAAAUCAAUGAUUUUGGCUUAUUGUCAAAGAAUAUUACAGUGGGUGCCUAUACAGGGCCCAAAGUCAGCCUUGGGAACAUGAUAAGAGCUCCCUGUCAUAAACAGAUUGCAAGGGAAGCCUUCUCAAUUAGCCUCGCAGGUGGAUUUUGAGCUGUUAAAUGGUUGAAAGAGCGAGAUGCAGAGCAGGAGAUUCAAUGUUCCUCGCUCCAUUGCUGUAGCUCAGUCCAGGACCUGUGUUCGUAAUUUCCUGCUGGUCAGUCUCUUAUUAACACCCGUGCAGCAGUGCUCUGUGUGUACACUGUACAGUAAUGCUGCUGUAACUGGCAGCUGCAGAGGCACAGAUGUGCUUUAGGUAAACCACGUUACUCCAGAAUAGAAAAUCCUUUAUAGCCAUGCCACAGUCAUCAAAAGCACUAGAGGAGCAGGCAAGUCAUUAGCAUAAUACUGAUUGAAGAAUAUCUGUAAUUCCUCAGACAUAGAAUAUUUUCGAUUGUCCCAGUAUACUGGGUAGAUCUACCAGUGUCUUCUGGCCUGUUUAUUACAGGGUUAGAUUCAGUCACUCUAUAACUGUAGCUGUGAUCAGAUCUUACAUAUGUGAAUAGUAUAGCGUUAAACAGUUACACAAACACACAAACAGUAGAGUUAAUCUCGUAUUAUCUGAAGGAUAUCCUCUGAGGAAAACUGUGUUGCUCUGUGCUAUUCUGUGUUGCUCUGUGCUUAAACUGAAACAGCCAGGGAGACAAACUCCUUCAUUGUACCAAGUAGAAAAGACCAGUAUUGUUGAAAAACUGGACAGUGUUAGUACAAUAGGAAUACUGCAGUCUGUGUGUGUGUGUGUGUGCCUCUCUCCCUGUAUUUCUGUAUAAGGGUUAAGGGGUAAGGGGGGAGGGGGGCUGAGUUUGACAUUACGAGCCAGACUGUACAGCUAGUGGAGGACACCUCUGUCAUUAAUAAGUGCGCUGUUGAAAAAACAAAUCUUUUCUUUGUAACUGCCAUCGCUCUGUGAGUCUUGGUGACUUUGAGUUUGCUGCUAUAUUAUAACUGAUCAAUACACUUUUGUGUGCAUGUGAGUGUGUGCGUGUGUGGGAACAUGCGUGUCUGUGUGCGUGUGUGAUCCAAAAGUACUGUGUAAAUACAUUGCUGUAUAAAGAAAACAAUGUCUUGCUACUGUGACAGUGUGCAUGCCAGCAAAUGUAUUCAAUAAGUGUUUUAAUUUUGUUGUAGUUUAAAUUACAUUUAAAUGUUUGGUUUGUUUAAGAAAAAUAAAUAAAUACUGGUUCAUCCCUUUUAGGGGAAGAUGUAAAGAUAUUGUUAUCGGUAUUAUUAAAGUUUGUUUGUGAGCGAACACGGUUCAAGUUUACUUUGCGCCCGUGCUCCUGCGAGGGCUCCUGUACUGUUCUAAAGAGCAGACAGGGACUUUGCUAAUUAAAUCCACUUUGCUUAUUUCAUCCUCAUUUUGACCAAUGCAAUGGCAGAGCUGUAUUAAAAACUUAAAUGCAUUUUUUUGUAAAAAAAGAAAAAAAAAGUCAAACAAAUAUUUUGUGGGUGUAAUCUUGUAACUGUGUUGCGAAUUUGUGACACCUUGUGCAACUUCACACGUACUGGAGGCCGUUGUUUUGUUUUUCUUUCUUUCUUCCUGUUCUGUCACUUCCUCUUCGAGUUGUGGUUACCCAUAUGCUUGUGUGACAGCCGGUUAUGAAAUCGAGCUGCACACAGCAGUUUCAGGAAACCAGAAACAUUGAAAGUUAAUUCUUUUGAAAAUAACUGAUGUCUGUGCUGCUUGUUCCCAGUUUAUAACAGGAGUACUAUAAAGAGGGGAUGCAACAUUGUAUCAGUUUGUAGCCCCGAGGGAUUGUUUAGUGAUCCCUGCUGCUGUCUUCUUUUAACGUGACGCUUGGUUUACUCACUAAACCAGGAGAUUACUGUUGGGACCCCUUGUAAACCAGACACUGCUCGAUUAUAGAUGCACUGAGGUCACCGAUUCCCAUACAGAUCAAUAGCUGUCACUUGUACGGCAAUCCACAAUUGUGAAUGUUGUGGGCAGCCUGUGAAUUUGCUCUGUCAGUAGGAGUCUGGGGGAGACCAGGACUGGGGCCCAUUUCAUGGGUCCCUUGCCUAAUCGGUCUUGUUUCCAGGGUUACCUGUGCUGAGUUGUGACAAUGAUGAUGAAGCUAUGAGCGUGCACAGUGGCUUUUGUGAAGUCGAUGGAUUCUUUGUCAAGAAAACUUGAAAAAACUUGAAUAAAAAAAACAAUGUCACAGUUUGUUUUGUUUUUGUUAUUGAGUUUCAAUUCAAACAUUUUUUUUUUAAUUCAAUAAACUGUCAAAACAUGA